Messenger RNA from Rhododendron vialii, 630 nucleotides. Its product is annotated as GDSL esterase/lipase At1g71691-like. Bases 47 to 448 code for a protein of 133 amino acids. The record is from RefSeq and is a predicted model, not a curated record. The transcript has 2 exons. Lineage: Eukaryota; Viridiplantae; Streptophyta; Magnoliopsida; Ericales; Ericaceae.
GUACAACUUGGGUGCAAGGAAGUUUUUAAUUAACAAUAUUUGGCCUAUGGGUUGCACUCCGUUGUAUGCGAAUCAGUCUGACCCGUUGGCUAUUUGCUGCAACGAGAGCAUCAAUCAACUGCUGAUGCCGUUCAACAAUAGCCUCCCCACCACUCUGAUGAAGUUACAAUCUGAUUUACCCGGGUCUGUUUUCUCAAACUCCGACGACUUUCGGUUUGUUUCUGACUUGAAGUCCAACGUCGCGAAAUAUGGGAUAAGUAACACCACAGGAAGCUGCCUUUCAGAAUAUUUCGGGGGGACACCAUGUGCCGAUAGGGAUCGAUAUCUCUAUUUUGAUAUGGUUCACACCACUCAAGCUGCAAACUAUGUGUUUUCGUUGAACUGCUUCAAUGGCACGCUAUGUUCUCCUGGAAACAUCAUAAGCCUUGUUGGUGCUCAAGUAUAUUAACGUACACCAUAUAAUUGGUUUCUUAUAAAAUGGUAGUAUUAAGUUAGUGUUUUAGUUUAUCAACUGAAAUUGUACCCGGUUUCUUAAUUUUGAGGGGCUAGUUAACUUUGUGGACUGAUCAGAUUUCUGAUAACUGCCUCCCUGCUGCCUGCUCGGUUUGGUAUGUAAUGGUUUUAGUUGGU